GAGAACAUGGAAGAUGGCAAAACGCGUUUGAGGAACGCGUCGUAUGCAAAACAAGACAUCCCCACUUUCCUCGCACUGCAGACAUUGGCCCACCAUUAAGCGCAUGUCCAGCCGCACCCGUCUCUUAUAUCAACAGACUGCCUGGGCUACUCUUCCAUACGACUUCGCCCGCUUGGAGAGGUGUGCGUCGGUGGAACGUCAUUCCACUCGUGAUGGCCGUUGGCAGAGACGCUUGAAGAUUAGGGAACAUUAGAGUCGGGAGGAGGGUGCAGGUACCAUACAGUAAACACGCACGCACAGUAGCUAGCUAGCAACAAGCACCACUCCUAUCGGUCCGCCCGAACCCCCUCGCAGCUGUCUCUCAACUGUCCAAGUCCCCGAACUUCUCGUACCCCGAAACGACACUGAAAAAGGCACCACCGCCUCCCUUCCACCCCUUCUCAACCCGACCCCAACACCGCCAUGACCCCAGACCUAACAGAAGCCGAACAGACCGUCCUCGCUCAAGACGAAAACUACCUCCUUCUUGCAACAACCCUGGACGUACUCCGCAACCAGCUCCAGCAGGCCGAAAUUGAUUUGAGGGUGUUGGUGGAGAUGAAGGAGAAGGCGUCGAGCGAGCCGGUGGCGUUUGUUGGGAUGUUGCGGGAUAAGACACACCCGCCCUUCCCCAAACCACAGCGCAUCGUCCCGCUCCCCGAGAUCGAUUGGUCUCAAUACCCAGCAGUCGCACCAACCUCGUUCGACCCCGCACACCACACAAGCACCCGUACACGCACGGAAACCGCCUCUUCCAUGGGCGCUGACUUUGAUUACAGACCCUCGCCUCCGGCACCCGUUCCGUCAGUCGCGUCGGCAUAUCCUGCGUAUAUGGCUGGGGUAUCGGGUCCGACCGUGGGUGGCGACGGGGAGGCCGCGAUGGGUAGAGUGAACACACCUACGUCCACCGAUGACCGCUCCCAAACGCUCAACAUGACAUGGACCGAGGAGGAACAUACGCGCCUCCUAGAACUCCUCGAACUGUACCCCUCGGAACCCAUCGCGAUGCGCCGCCUGGAAAAGAUCUCGGCUGCGAUGGGGAGUCGGACGGCGAAACAGAUUGGGACGCGGUUGCAAAAGUUGGCGGAGAGGAUGAAGGGGGCGAGGGGAGUUGGUGCGUUCAGGAAACCGCCAACGACGAGCUCCUCUGGCCGCGUUUCGGGGCAAUACUAUUCCAAUCGCUCAUCAACACCGCGCUACACCAACUCCUCCAUUACACUCUCCGACGACGAAGCCGGCGACGAUACGCUCUUGGGCAUGGAAGUUGACGAGCGGCUAAAAGGGAGUGAUGAGUAUAAGGAACUGGUUCGAUUGCAAAAACUGAUGGCAGCAAAUCAGCCAGCAGCACACGCAGCGGAUCCGGUACAUCAUGGGUACUCGUGUGAUCGCUGUGCGGCUGAGCCGAUUGUUGGGACGCGGUGGAAAUGCACGCAAUGUCCUGCGGAACUUCAGGUCGAUUUGUGUGAUGAUUGUAUAUCGAAGGGGUUUACUAAUGAUGUACAUACCGCGGACCAUGCUAUGCAGAAGAUUGUGGAGCCGGAAGCGGUGGAUGGUGUGGAGGGAGAUCCCUACGCUUACUUGGGGUUGUGAGGGUUCAGGUUUUUUGUGAGACACAGUGAAGGGGCGAGUCCGUGGCGUGGACUGGCGAUGGCGGGAUGGGAGCUGGAGUAUCGUAUGGGUUAGGGAGAACAAACCAUGGCGUAUGACCCGUCGCCUUUUUGGGCGGGAUUUAGGUAGCGGGAUCUCUUCAUAAAGCUCUAUGAGGAAGCAAUGCAGAUUUUUUGGUCUUGUAGUAGGCACUGGGACGUCAGCGCAGAACUACGCACCCGCGAGAACGUUGCUCGUCUCGCCUGUGCUGCGAUGUGUGUGUGCAUCGAUGCCUGUCCUUAGACCAAAAACGUCCUUUCUCGCAAGUCGAAAUUACGCGCGACGCGUUAUGACACUCUGAGG
This is a messenger RNA of Fimicolochytrium jonesii, 1989 nucleotides long. RefSeq lists its product as uncharacterized. The record is from RefSeq and is a predicted model, not a curated record. Bases 463 to 1629 code for a protein of 388 amino acids. The transcript has 9 exons. NCBI's taxonomy places the organism in Eukaryota, Fungi, Chytridiomycota, Chytridiomycetes, Spizellomycetales, Powellomycetaceae. Gene Ontology annotation, molecular function: zinc ion binding.